Molecule: messenger RNA, 1289 nt
Organism: Aedes aegypti (yellow fever mosquito)
Lineage: Eukaryota; Metazoa; Arthropoda; Insecta; Diptera; Culicidae
Product: serine protease snake
Exons: 6
Coding region: 121-903 (260 amino acids)
Biological process (GO): proteolysis
Molecular function (GO): serine-type endopeptidase activity
Source: RefSeq, a predicted model, not a curated record
ACACAUGGACGGGCGACCACAGGAAGGCAAAGAUGCUCGGCUCCCCAGUUCGUGAUUCGCUGCACACGGCAAUAGAUCUUCCAUCCCGCGCCAUCAAUCGAUCAUUUAAUCGCCCAAGAUAUGAAGUUUUAUAUGCUGGCGUUGGCGUUGGUGUUGUUAGCGGUUGCAGAAACCGGAACAUGCCAGUGGGUUCGAGGGGUCGAGAGCUCUCACGUGGUUCAAAUCGGUCAACGACAACCUAAUGGAGGAGUCACUAUUGUCUGUGGAGGAUCUUACUUGGGAGGAAAAAUGGUGGUGCUGGGUGCACACUGUGCUAAUAAAAACGGGCGACAACCCAAUUUGGCGCGUUUUGGCAGUUCGAGUGGGAACACUUUCGACAUACCAAUUGCGAACAUCACUCUCCACUAUCGCUACAAGCCUCAGUUUGACUAUCACAACAUGGCCAUUGCGGUGCUGGAACGGAAUCCGCAAAUCUACUCCAGUGCGAUUCGAGCGGCUUGCAUCCUGAAGUCGCAUCCCAAGUCGAACACUCCCGUCCAGCUGAUUGGACCCAUCGCUGGUGCCGCCCAGUUGGAACGGGCCGAGCUGCUGGCCGUGGGUUCCGAAAAGUGCCACGAAUAUUACAACCCCAACCGGAAGCUACGCUUCGGAGUGCUGCUGUGCUGUUUCUGCGCGCGGAACGCGAAGCUUAAACGCUGCACGGAUUUACACAGCUCCCCGCUUCAGAUCGUCGCGCGCCGAUCGGGCAAGGAAGUACCCUAUCUAAUUGGCCACAAAUCGAUCGGAAAAUCGUGCGAUACGAGCACCCCUGGGAUUUACACCCGCUACGGAUCGUACUACGAGUGGCUGGAAACCGUCACCGGAUUGGAUUUCGAUGAAAAAGAGUGUUUCGCACGCUACUAAGUGACAGACGAUGGCCGCGGCAGCGUGUUACUCAUUAGCAACUAAUUCGAAAGGGAAUAUAAAGACAGAUAUCUACGUUUGAAAUAGAGAAUUUAUACACUAGUGAACAAAUUGAGUUGAACAUCAUCACAUCCAGUGUUUCUGUUGGAAGCUGCCUUGGAAGACAAUAAUGUGGUUAAUUAUACGUCUUCUUAAACUGCACGGCAACUCAUUCGUAUCGUAGAAUAUUUCUUUUGAAAUUAGUCAUAGCCUUAUCUUGUCCAUAUUCAAAACGACUAUUACUAAUAAUCGAUUUCCAUCUCAUCGUAUCAGCCUCCUACUCAAAUCAGUCAUCGUGGAUUUAUUGCAUUAUAUAAAAGACCUUUAAAUAAAAAUAGUUUUUCCGA